GGCAGAGGCAGUCCGGGCUGCGGCGCGCCCCGCCGCCGCUCGCCGUGAGGGAGCGCCCCGGCAGCCGCCAGUAAGUAAGCAGUGGAGCUGGAAAACCUGGUAGAAAACUCUUUUGUCUUUCCUGCUUGUAUCUAUGGAACCUGGUUUGCAAGGUUGAUAUUAAGUCUGAAGGAGGAAAGUAGUGGAAGACUUUCACCACAAUUGUGAAAAAUGAGCAGUGUCAACCUGGUGCAGUGAUUGUCUCCAGGACUAGAACCCACUAAAUCUUAAGGUCUGUUUCAAGCAUUCUGAGUGUGGUGCGAUGAGAGAUGCUGUUGUCCAUGAGAGGCUGGGAUUAUUAUGAUCAAGUGCUGUAUUUUGACUUCAUCCAGUGGCUAAAAUAUUUGUGGGGUAGAGAGGAAGUGUUGGACUUUUAAAAGAGUUAAACAGAACAAAGGGACAUCGCCAGCAUCCUUUGCUUUGUGGAUAUCCUUUCACAUCCAGAUUCAAAGAGCAUAAUAUUCCCCUCAGCAUACAAGGCCCGUGACGGAGGGUUAGCCCAGAUCAGUGGAGUCAUGCGUCACACAGCUCUAUCAUGCUGGCAGCCGUUCCUGGGUCUGGCUGUGCUACUUGUCUUCACAAGCCCCACUGCGGGCUGCCCGGCCCGCUGUGAAUGCUCAGCACAGAACAAGUCUGUCAGCUGUCACCGAAGACGUCUGAUGUCCAUUCCAGAAGGCAUUCCCAUUGAGACCAAAAUCUUGGACCUCAGCAAGAACCGACUGAAAAGCGUUAACCCUGAGGAAUUCACAUCAUACCCAUUGCUGGAGGAGAUUGACCUCAGCGACAAUAUUGUCUCCAAUGUUGAGCCUGGAGCUUUUAACAAUCUCUUCAACUUGCGCUCCUUGAGGCUGAAAGGAAACCGUCUGAAGCUGGUCCCCCUUGGGGUGUUCACUGGGUUGUCAAACUUAACAAAGCUUGAUAUAAGUGAAAACAAGAUUGUCAUUCUGCUGGACUACAUGUUUCAAGAUCUGCAUAACCUAAAAUCCCUGGAGGUUGGGGACAAUGAUUUGGUGUAUAUAUCACACAGAGCCUUCAGUGGGCUGCUUAGCCUGGAGCAGCUCACCCUGGAGAGAUGCAACCUCACAGCUGUACCAACAGAAGCUCUUUCUCACCUCCACAACCUCAUCAGUCUGCAUUUGAAACAGCUCAACAUUAAUGCUUUGCCGGCGUACGCCUUUAAGAGACUGUUUCGCCUGAAGGACCUGCAGAUAGAGGCCUGGCCCCUCCUGGACAUGCUACCUGCCAACAGUCUGUACGGUCUCAACCUGACUUCUCUCUCCAUCACAAACACCAACCUAUCCGCAGUACCUUACUCUGCUUUUAAACAUCUGGUCUACCUGACACACCUCAACCUCUCUUACAACCCCAUCAGCACCAUCGAGGCAGGCAUGCUGUCAGAUUUAGUGCGCCUGCAGGAGUUCCACAUGGUGGGGGCACAGCUGCGCACCAUCGAACCACAUGCUUUCCAAGGGCUCCGAUUCUUACGCGUGCUUAACGUGUCCCAAAACCUGUUAGAAACCCUAGAAGAGAAUGUAUUCCAUUCCUCCAAAAGCCUUGAGGUCCUCUGCAUCAACAACAACCCUCUGGCCUGUGACUGCCGUCUCCUCUGGAUUUUGCAGCGGCAGCCCACCUUGCAGUUUGGCGGCGAGCCACCAAUGUGUGCUGGCCCAGACAGUGUCAGAGAGAGAUCAUUCAGAGAAUUUCACAGCACAGCUCUCUCCUUUUACUUCACCUGUAAGAAGCCCAAGAUACAAGAUAAGAAGUUGCAGUACCUGGUAGUGGAGGAAGGACAGACCGUGCAGCUGAUGUGCAAUGCUGAUGGGGACCCGCAGCCUACCAUCUCCUGGGUUACCCCACGCCGGAGGCUGAUCACAACUAAAUCAAAUGGUAGAGCCACUGUGCUGGGAGAUGGCACCCUGGAGAUCCGAUUUGCCCAAGACCAGGACACUGGGAUCUAUGUCUGUAUUGCAAGUAAUGCAGCUGGGAAUGACACCUACUCGGCCUCCCUGACAGUAAAGGGGUUUACUUCAGACCGUUUCCUUUAUGCCAACAGGACCCCUAUGUAUAUGACAGACUCCAACGACACAAGUUCUAAUGGAACUAAUGCAAACAGCUACUCUCUGGACCUUAAGACAAUAUUGGUGUCCACAGCUAUGGGCUGUUUCACAUUCCUUGGAGUGGUUUUAUUUUGUUUCCUUCUUCUUUUUGUGUGGAGCCGAGGGAAAGGCAAACACAAAACCAGCAUUGACCUUGAAUAUGUCCCUCGCAAAAACAAUGGUGCUGUGGUUGAAGGGGAGGUUUCUGGACCACGGAGGUUCAAUAUGAAAAUGAUUUGAUGGUAUUCUGCUAUCAGUGCUUUUUCUGUGGCAUUAAAACCAAUUAAAACAGCCUGGCAUGUGGAAUUGCUAGGCAGAAGCAGCUUAAUGCAGCUGUCAGUGUAUCAAAAGGUUAUAUGAAAAUGGAAAGACUAUUUGUGGUUAUACAACAGAGCCUCCAGACCUUGAGGCAGAUGUGUCAGGGCCUUUCAUAGAACUGGGAAAUUGUACUAACUGUUUGCAUUGCAAAUAUUGGCAUUCUGGGGAUAUCAGCAAUGAACCACUGGCUCAUGCUCAUGGACAAUUGUUCAACAUUUUCUACUGCUACAAAAGGAAAAAGAAAAAAACCUACAGUGUAGGAUUUACAUACUUAAAGAAAAAGACACAUUUGUCUAAACCACACUCUACAGUGAAAUUUGUAUCCAUAUAUCUCAUUUGGUAAAACUUUGCAUCCUCCCUUCUAGUUGGUUCAACACGACAAAAAAAUUGGUAGUUUUUUUUUCUUUUUUUUAAAUCUACAUCUAUACUGUGUACAUUUUGAAGCAAUACAAAUGAGAGGUUGUGCUUUUAGAAAUCCACCAGUACUGACCCAAGUGUGAUGUCACCCAUCUUUUAACUAUCAUCAAACCCAAAUUAGAUUCUUGUAGUUACUAAUUAGAAAUAAUAUGAUAUUUUUCUCCUCAUGUAGAAGGCCAGAGCUGAAUAGUUGAGAGCAAAACCGCUCAACUCUGUCUACUCUGUCUACUCUUCAUAUAAAUAUAAGGCAUGUGCCUAGUUUUGAUACAGAAUGGAAUAUUUUUUAUAUCUGUGAUAUCACACUGGACCAGUUUACUGUAAUACAGCCCUGGUUCUCACACAGGGAAGGCAACCCACUAGUCAAUGCUGGCAUGGAGGAGUUGAGUUCUACCUUGAAGAGAGAGAAUCAGUUUUGUUAGCCCUGAUUUUCAUUUCAAAGCUACUGUUAAAAUAUUAAUGUGUACUGGGCCAAAUAAAGAGCAUAAUACAUUCUGCAGA
Catharus ustulatus (Swainson's thrush) is the source of this 3368-nucleotide messenger RNA. It is a transcript of the gene LINGO2, whose product is annotated as leucine rich repeat and Ig domain containing 2. The transcript has 7 exons. Lineage: Eukaryota; Metazoa; Chordata; Aves; Passeriformes; Turdidae. Gene Ontology annotation, molecular function: protein binding. The record is from RefSeq and is a predicted model, not a curated record. Bases 555 to 2375 code for a protein of 606 amino acids.